CCUUGAUCGCAUAUGUCUACUAUAACAAGAAACGCUUUUUAAUCCAAUGUUGUCAAGGCAGUGUGGGACGGACCUACAAAAAAUACCUCAAAACUUUGAUAUCAAACAAACUUCUACUUUUAAUCGAUCUGUUGCUUCCAUGUCAAGCGAGUCAACGGAUACAGAAGAUUUCAAAAGUUUCUCUGACAGUAAUGCCGAUACGCCGUCAUCGCUGACAGAAAGAACAGAAUUUCUUGAUACACCAUUGUCCAACGAAAAACUAAAAGGAGAAGUAACAAUCGACAAGGAUGUAGCCACUACUCGGAUAACGCAAUCGAUGACCGUAGACAGAUCCGUAAUUGACGAUACAUCAGCUAUUAAUAACCUUGACGAAAUACCUAGCACUGCACCUGCGACAACAAUCGUGUGCGGUUCUAUAGUGUCGUCAGUGCCAAUCAGUAAAACAUUGAAAGAAGCAGCCAUUGACCUUGACAUUCAAAACUCAGAGGCUGCUGUUGAUAGCUCGCAACAAGAUCCUACUACAACCACAGAAAUUACCAAAGGAAACAACGAGUUGAGCACUUCCAAAGACAAGGCCGACGGUAGCGAUAGUGAGAAGCUUGAAAUUAUUCAAACAGAAUUCACAACUACAGACAACAUUGAACACAAACAACAGGCUAGCGAAAACAUUACUACGACAGCAAAUGAUGAAAUUGUCAACAGUAAAAAGAAUGCCAUGACAACGAAACGCAAAACACCUGGGCUCGAUGCUUAUGCAGGAUAUGAUAAUCCAUCGCCACGGAAAAACAAACGAGCACGUAGAAAAAAGAACAAUGCAGCGCAGGCUCCAGUAGAUCAAUCGGAAUCUUUCAAUGAUGCUGUCGUUCGAUACACGGUGGACAAUUUACCGGAUGAUCUGGUCAAAUAUUAUAACCAACGUUAUGCAUAUUUCUCAAGAUAUGACCAAGGCAUUUUAAUGGAUCGAGAGGGUUGGUUCUCGGUUACACCAGAAAGAAUAGCACAACACAUUGCUGAACGAUGCCGCUGUGAUACCAUUGUUGACGCAUUUACUGGAUGUGGUGGAAAUGCAAUUCAAUUUGCUUUCACCUGCAAGCGAGUAAUUGCGAUCGAUAUUGAUCCAAUAAAGUUGCACUGUGCAAGACAGAACGCACGGAUAUACGGGGUCGAGGACCGGAUCGAGUUUAUUCAAGGUGAUUUCUUUAAACUAGCACCCGAAUUGAAGGCCGAUACUGUCUUUUUAUCGCCACCUUGGGGCGGUCCGUCAUAUCAACAAUCGAGUGUGUUUGACAUUACAACCAUGAUUCCUGGCAAUGGUGCCGAAAUUUAUUCGAUCUCAUCGAAGAUAUCACCACAUGUUGCUUACUUUGUUCCCCGUAACACAGAUCCACAACAAUUGGCCCGAUUGGCUGGACCAAACGGGGUGUGCGAGAUUGAGCAAAACUAUCUACGAGGGAAUCUGAAGGCAUUAACAGUUUACUAUGGCGGUCUCGUCAAUCAAGACUACUUGCAACAGAUAUAAAAGUAGUAAAGCAUCCCUAAUGAUUUUCAUAGCAUUCCGAAAGAGUUCAUCAAACAUCAUCAUGUAAAUACGUAUCACACAUUUAAUACAUCAUUUAUUUCCAUGAAGUAUAUGUACU
Messenger RNA from Zychaea mexicana, 1637 nucleotides. RefSeq names its product RNA cap guanine-N2 methyltransferase-domain-containing protein. Gene Ontology annotation, molecular function: RNA cap trimethylguanosine synthase activity. Gene Ontology annotation, cellular component: nucleus. NCBI's taxonomy places the organism in Eukaryota, Fungi, Mucoromycota, Mucoromycetes, Mucorales, Lichtheimiaceae. Gene Ontology annotation, biological process: 7-methylguanosine cap hypermethylation; 7-methylguanosine RNA capping. Bases 47 to 1519 code for a protein of 490 amino acids. The transcript has 6 exons. The record is from RefSeq and is a predicted model, not a curated record.